Clarias gariepinus (North African catfish) is the source of this 2386-nucleotide messenger RNA. RefSeq names its product isocitrate dehydrogenase (NAD(+)) 3 non-catalytic subunit gamma (gene idh3g). The transcript has 14 exons. Gene Ontology annotation, cellular component: mitochondrion. The record is from RefSeq and is a predicted model, not a curated record. Gene Ontology annotation, molecular function: oxidoreductase activity, acting on the CH-OH group of donors, NAD or NADP as acceptor; NAD binding; magnesium ion binding. NCBI's taxonomy places the organism in Eukaryota, Metazoa, Chordata, Actinopteri, Siluriformes, Clariidae. Gene Ontology annotation, biological process: tricarboxylic acid cycle; isocitrate metabolic process. Bases 6 to 1187 code for a protein of 393 amino acids.
CCAAGAUGGCGACUUCCAGCGCGGUUCUGUCUCUUUCCAAAGCCCUGAACCAAAUACGACUGGGAAACGCGGUGAAGGUGUUUGGAACAGCAGUCUCCAACCAAAGGGAGAAAUCUACAUACACAGGGAAAAGCAUACCUCCCCCUGCCAGAUAUGGUGGCAGACACACGGUUACACUAAUCCCAGGAGACGGGAUUGGACCGGAUCUGCUUAACCAUGUGCGAGAACUUUUUAGGUUCAGUUGCGUUCCUGUGGACUUUGAGGUGGUCAAUGUCAACUCUUCCCUAAAUAACGAGGAUGACAUUAACAAUGCAAUCACAGCUAUUCGUCGUAAUGGAGUUGCUCUUAAAGGUAACAUUGAGACAAACCACACAAUGCCACCUUCUCACAAGUCCAGGAAUAAUCUUCUCCGCACAAGUCUGGACCUGUACGCUAAUGUGAUGCACUGCCAGUCCUUGCCGGGGGUUCAGACCCGCCACAAGAACAUUGACGUCAUCAUCAUUCGAGAAAACACUGAGGGCGAGUACAGCAGCCUGGAGCAUGAGAGUGUACCCGGUGUGGUGGAAUCCUUAAAGAUCAUCACACGGAACAACUCUCUGCGUAUUGCUGAGUACGCAUUCAAGUUGGCCAGAGAGAAAGGACGACGCCGGGUCACAGCUGUCCACAAGGCUAACAUCAUGAAACUGGGCGAUGGCCUCUUUCUCCAGUGCUGUAAAGAGGUGGCCUCUGGAUACCCUGACAUUGCCUUUGACAGCAUGAUUGUAGAUAACACCACUAUGCAGCUUGUGUCCAAGCCCCACCAGUUUGAUGUCAUGGUGAUGCCUAAUCUGUAUGGUAACGUGGUCAGCAACGUGUGCGCCGGGCUAGUGGGUGGACCCGGGCUGGUGCCUGGAGCUAACUAUGGGAACAAUUAUGCUGUUUUUGAGACAGCCACUAGGAACACCGGGAAGAGCAUCGCUGGACGGAACAUAGCCAAUCCCACUGCAAUGCUGCUGGCCGGUUGUCUCAUGCUGGAUCACCUCAGACUUCACGAGUAUGCCAGCAUGAUCCGUAAUGCCAUUUUCACCACCAUGAACGAGACUCAGUUGCAUACCGCAGACAUCGGGGGGCAGGGCACUACCUCGGAGGUGGUACAGUCGAUCAUGAGGAACGUCAAGAGCAGUGGACCUCUCACUUCAGAGCUCUAAUGCUAGAAAUGCCACAAGAGCCAUAAAUGAUUCUCGGAAGUUGGCACUUCAGAGUAUGGAAAGAGGUUCAAGAUUAAGAUAUUUAUGCUUUUUACAGGUUGUAUUGUAGACAUUUAAGUUUGUAUGGAUUCAGCUUGACACACUGGAUGUCCAUCUAGGAUUAAAAUGAUAUUUAUAUGGGGGUAUUGUGCACAGUUAUGGUUUAUAAUGUAAAAAACAUUCCAUUGUUGAGCUACAGGUUAUAUAGUUCCUGUAGCCAUGUCAUCAUUACUGACAUCACAUGGUUUAUUUAAUCAUUAUAUUAUCCAUUGUUCUGUCCCAGUUAUACAGAAUACCCAAGAAACUUUGUGAUAUUAUGUUCCCCAAUUGCAAAUACAAGGACCAUCCAAGUCAAAGCGAGACAUUCAAUUGUGCAGAAUAUAGUACAAGACAUGGGUGUGAGAGUAAAAACUACCUUUAUUUCCCUAUAGUAUAUAAUCCCCUGCUAUACUAAUGCACUGUUAGUACGCUGGAGUCAUGAUCGGACUGCAUGUUUCACAUUAUUAUAACUGCUGAAAAGCUGGCCUCACAGAAACUCCUUUAUUGGCCCAGUCCUUUAACUAAAAAAAACCUUCAUGUUUGAUCACCAAAGGUCUUCUGUUUUUCCAGGACAAUGCACAAGCUCAUACUUCCAUUCAUACGAGCCAUUUACGCAUAUUUGGACCAUUACAGGAGUUCCUGGAAGGCCAGGGUUUUAAAUAUGAAACAGGCAAUGUGAUCAUGGCUCUGGUGUAAUGAGAAAUCUUUCUACCUUAAUGGUAUGGAAGCACUUGUGAAAUUAGUGUAGCAUCGGAUUAUAUAGACAAAUUUAGAAAUUUUUUUUCUCUUAUAACUAUGGUGUUAUUCUGCACAAUUAAAAGUCCUGGUUUUACUUGAACACCCCUCAUUGGAAACCUUGCUGAAAUUAUAUAUUCAAAUCAAAUUCUCAAAAUCGCUAAGUGAUAUUUGCCUUUGUCUCAAUACAUUACUGUUCAUAAGUUCAAUGAUAUGCCUAUCAUUUUAACAGGGUUGAAUUUUUCGCAUGCAUAGCGUAUAGCACAAGUCUUAUUGUAUUUCCAUUCUUACCGACUGUUGCAUCCUGGCCAGAAAAAAAGAGAAUUGUAUUAUUUAACAUGUAUCAGCACUGACAUUUUACUUCAAUAAAAUGGUUGAUAAACGUC